Triticum dicoccoides is the source of this 1820-nucleotide messenger RNA. RefSeq names its product sarcoplasmic reticulum histidine-rich calcium-binding protein-like. Bases 132 to 1529 code for a protein of 465 amino acids. Lineage: Eukaryota; Viridiplantae; Streptophyta; Magnoliopsida; Poales; Poaceae. The transcript has 2 exons. The record is from RefSeq and is a predicted model, not a curated record.
CCCUCACCCCCCACACAGAUCCCUCCCGGACAGAAACGCAGCAAGGCCGACUACCUUCCACGGUUCCACCGCCGCUUCGACACUAGGGUUCAGCCGUUACAUCGUCGGGGCCUGGCCCGCCGCCGCCGGAGAUGGGCGUCGCGGAGAUUGCGAAGAAGGUCGACGCCCUCAAGGCCGAGCUCGCCGCCAAGUCGUCCCGCAUCGCCGACCUGGAGGCUAGGGUCUUGCUCCUCGAAGCCGAGAACGCGCGCUUGAGGAAGGCCAUGUCUGAGGGAGUUGCGGUGAACCGUAGAGGCAAAAAGGGUCCAACCUUUGGUCGAUUGGAGGAGGGUCUCGGCGGAAAAAAGCAAAAGUCAGCCGACAUCGUUGGAGGGCAUGCGAUGAAUGAUGUCAUAGAGGUCAGCGACGGCGAGGAAGAGGGGAUGGCUGUGGGUGUCAACAACGGGGAGAGCGGGGAGGAGGGCGUUCCUCCGGUCCCGACUCCUAGCAAGUGUGCGGUGCGGGUGGUGACCAGCAAGAGGGGUGUUGCAGACGAGAUUAAGGACGCCGAUGGAGGUGGUGGACGAGACCAUGGGAGAGUUCGGUGUGAUGGCAAUUUGAUUCUGGAUGACGAUGAUGUUUUGAGCACGCCGCGAGGCAAGAAGCGUGCAGCGACACGGGUAAUCAGUGACAGUGAGAGUGAGGAUGAAGAUGAGAAUGGUCAAGGGCAUGGAGAAGGGGAGGUGCGUGUUACAAGCAGCAGGAAACGUGCAUUGCGUGGAGUCAGUGACAGUGAGAGUGAGGAUGGCAGUGAGGGUGUUCGUGUGGCUAAUCAAAAACCUGUUUCACCUCUAAUUAUGACAGGGAUUGAGAGUGAGGAUGACGAUGGUGAAUUAUAUCAGAUGGAGGGGCGUUCUACUCUGGCAACAAGGCGCUUGGCUCGGUUAACUAAAGGUCAAUCAAAGAGGAUGCGACCUACACGUCGGGAACUUGAGUUUUUUGAACCCAAGAAGCAUGAAGAGAGCGAGGAUGAUUCAGAAGAGGAUGAUAAUAUGGAAAAUUUUAUAGUAGAUGAUUCAGAUUGUUCAGAAAACUCUGCUGAUUCUGUUGAAGAAUCCUCUGCUGGACCAGAAGAGUCUGACAACGAGGAAACUUAUAAAGAUCUUAUGGGUAGGAUACGCGGCAAAAGGAAUGCCAAGAAUAAGGAUUGGAAGAUUGAGCCAGAGAUGCUAUCAGCAUUUGAUGAAUACCCUGAACUUCGCCUGAAAGCUGUUUGUGCCCUCUAUCGAAAGCAGACCCAGGAAGAACAGGCAGAAAAAGCUACUAUCAUGCACAACAAAAAAGGAUUUAACCAGAUAGAUGCCCGAAGGGGUUCUCACAUAGCGCAGUUUCUUCUGGAUGGUGAUGCUGCUGGGCCGCUUAAGAAGACUGCACAAGACUUGGAAAAGUACGAUUGGUAUGCUCUUGAGUUCUGUCACAAGAUGGCUUUACGUUACUCGAAGCAGUUGUUUGCAAUAUAUCAGAAUAAGGAGGACCCCUACUUUCCAUGACUCUGGUGUUAGUUAUCACUUACUUCAUAUGUUGACCUUUCUGCUUGUACCUCCCCAAUCAGUCAGUCAGAGUCUUUUGUAUAUAUGGGUUUAGUUUUGUGCCUUCUUAAGUAAUCUGUAGUUAGGGUAUGCUAAAGUUAGUUUAUCACUAGGAUGCACGCUAGUGAAGCAUGUGUCUGACAGGGUCUAUGUUGUUUAGCUGAAGUGCUUGUGCUCCCUGUAAUAUCCCUGCACGGUAAAUCUAUCUCUAUCCUUGAGAUGUUACCCAAGGAGUUGUUCUGUAUUGUUCAA